AUGACUUCCUCCAUUGAUUGGACCAAGAUCAAAGCCCUCUCCUUCGACAUCUACGGCACACUGAUAGACUGGGAAAAUGGCAUCGCCUCCUCAGCUCGCGCCACAUCUCUAGGCCCACACCUGCCCAAGGACCACAAGCAGCUUAUGCUCACCAUUGAGAGACACGACACUACAGUGCAAAAAGAGAACCCAACAAUGCGCCAGUCUGAAGUCAUUGCCGAGGGUCUCCGUCGCUACGCCAACGAGCUGAAGGUGGUCGAGGGCGGAAUGCUGACGCAGCACCAAGUCGAUGAGGCAGCGAAGGAAUACGGUGGUAAGAUCGGGGAGUAUCCUGCCUUCCCUGAUACUGUCGCUGCGAUUCAGUCUCUCGCGAAACGCUUCAAGCUCAUACCUCUCUCGAACGUGGAUAUCGACUCGUUCAACGAGACUCUGGCAGGUCCGUUGAAGGGGUGUAAGUUCGAUGCCAUUUACACGGCCCAGGACAUCGGAAGCUAUAAGCCGGAUAUUCGAAACUUUCACUACCUGCUCGAGCAUGUCGAAGGUGAUUUUGGAGUGGAAAAGGGAGAGUUGGUGCAUGUGGCGCAGAGUCUCUUUCAUGAUCAUGGCCCGGCCAAGAGUGUUAAGUUGCAGAGUGUGUGGGUUGAUCGAAAAGGGUUCAUGGGAGGUGAGCCGGAGAAUGCGAAGGAGAGAUUUGGAUUCGAGGUGAAGGUCGAGACGCUCGGCGAGUUAGCAGCAUUGGCGGAGGAGGCUUUCGAGGGAAAAGCGUAG
Messenger RNA from Fulvia fulva, 768 nucleotides. RefSeq lists its product as uncharacterized. The coding region runs from base 1 to 768 and encodes 255 amino acids. The transcript has a single exon. NCBI's taxonomy places the organism in Eukaryota, Fungi, Ascomycota, Dothideomycetes, Mycosphaerellales, Mycosphaerellaceae. The record is from RefSeq and is a predicted model, not a curated record.